UUUAUUUCAGCCAGCUUGGACUCGUUGGCUUCGGGAUAGGCCGUAAAAACCACCCAACAAGGCGUUGUGGGGGAAAUACCGAGCCGAACCGAGACUAAAUAAAGCUUUAGUUCAGUUUUAGGUGGAGAUAGAUUCUCAGAAAUGAGGGGAAGUCGACGGAAGUGGAAAAGGUUUCGCAUUUUAACGGUUUAAUUUGGUGGCUGACGUCGAUCGGAGCGUAAUGAGCAGAGUUAGAGAAAGAAGGAGCUGAGCAGCUUUUUUUCCUCCCUUCCUCUGCUGAUCAGACAACUUGGACCGGACUGAACUGCGCAGUGAUCCGGGAACAAACUAUGGACAGGAAGCUCUGAAGUUCCAGCGGCCGGGGCCUGAGGCUCGGAGGAGGCUUCAGGAGGUCCAUGCCCGACCCCCACAGCUGAGGACCGAGCAGGAUGACUCACCACCAGGGGGGCCCCCCAAACAACAAAUGAAGAGACGUAAGGAUGGGGGCCAAUGGAUCCAGUUAUCCACACUCCUGCUCCCCGCGCAUCGGAGGAAACACACAGACGCAGCAGACCUUUAUAGGAACGUCUUCGUACUCCCAACAGGGUUAUGGCUGGGAGUCCAAGCUGUACAGCCUGGAGCACGGCCAUGAGCGACCAGCGGACAGGAAGAAGAAGAGCCUGGGUCUGGCGACGCUCAAACGGCGGUUCAUCAAAAGGAGGAAGUCCAGCCGCUCAGCGGACCACGCCCGGCAGAUGCGGGAGCUCCUGUCUGGUUGGGAUGUCCGCGACACCAACGCCCUGGCGGAGGAGUACGAGGGAACCGCCGCCCUCAAGGAGCUGAGCUUCCAGGCCAGCCUGGCCCGUGCCGAGGCCCCCAGCCUGCAGCGCGACCUGGCCGCGCUCUAUCAGCACAAGUACUGCACUGACGUGGAUCUCAUCUUCCAGGGAACCUGCUUCCCGGCUCACCGCGCCAUCCUGGCCGCCCGCUGCCCCUUCUUCAAGACCCUGCUGUCCUCUUCUCCUGGUUACGGCGCCGAGGUCCUCAUGGACGUCGACACGGCCGGCAUCGACGUGCCCAUGUUCUCUGCUCUGCUUCAUUACCUGUACACGGGGGAGUUCGGGGUGGGCGGAGCCGAGGACAGCCGGCUGCAGAACGUGGACGUGUUGGUUCAGCUCAGCGAGGAGUUCGGUACGCCCAACUCCCUGGAAGCAGACAUGAAGGGCUUGUUUGACUACAUGUGCUACUACGACGCUCUGCUCAGCUUCUCCUCUGACUCGGAGAUGAUCGACGGCUCUAACGAGAGAGGGGCAGUCGCCGCGGUGCCGACGGGCGGCUUAGGAAGCAGUGGCGGCGGCGGGGCGACUCCAGAGGAGGACCUCAGGGCCCACAAGGCCAUCCUCUCUGCGCGCUCGCCGUUCUUCAGGAACCUUUUGCAGAGGCGCAUUCGCACAGGGGAGGAAAUGACGGAGCGCACGCUGCAGACGCCCACCAGGAUAGUUUUGGACGAGUCCAUCAUCCCACGGAAAUACGUGCAGGUUAUCCUGCACUGCAUGUACACGGACGUGGUUGACCUGGGGCUGGUGCUGCGCGGCAGCCCGUCGUCUUGCAGUUUGGGCGAGGUGCAGGCCCUCGUUUCAGGGUGCAGGGGGGCGAGCACGCGCACGGAGGAGGCCAUGGAGCUCUACCACAUCGCACUGUUUCUGGAGUUCAGCAUGCUUGCUCAAGGUAGGAAACCAUCUGCACAUGGACACGGCGAAAGUAACCAGAGAUCUGUGUGAGGCUGGAGUGAUUAAUCGUGAUUAAUCAUAAAUUU
This is a messenger RNA of Poecilia latipinna (sailfin molly), 1795 nucleotides long. RefSeq names its product BTB/POZ domain-containing protein 7. The transcript is spliced from 3 exons. Gene Ontology annotation, biological process: morphogenesis of a branching epithelium. Gene Ontology annotation, molecular function: protein binding. Bases 480 to 1760 code for a protein of 426 amino acids. Lineage: Eukaryota; Metazoa; Chordata; Actinopteri; Cyprinodontiformes; Poeciliidae. The record is from RefSeq and is a predicted model, not a curated record.